Pneumocystis carinii B80 is the source of this 323-nucleotide messenger RNA. RefSeq lists its product as hypothetical. Lineage: Eukaryota; Fungi; Ascomycota; Pneumocystomycetes; Pneumocystales; Pneumocystaceae. Gene Ontology annotation, cellular component: mitochondrion; respiratory chain complex IV. The record is from RefSeq and is a predicted model, not a curated record. The transcript is spliced from 7 exons. The coding region runs from base 37 to 279 and encodes 80 amino acids.
AUUUAAAAUAUUUAAUAAAUAAUUCUAACAAUAAAAAUGUCUGAAGAAUUAAAACAACUUAAAACAGCAGGAUUUGAUGGUAAUUUUCCUAAUAUGAACCAGACAAAGCGUUGUUAUCAAAAUUAUAUUAAUUAUUAUAAGUGUAUUAAUAUACACGGUGAAGAUCAUGUUGCUUGUAAAGAUUUUUGGUCUACAUAUCAGAGUUUAUGCCCUAACGAAUGGAAACAACAAUGGGAUACACAGAGAGAAGCGGGAAAUUUUCCUGGAAUACUCGAAUAAUACUCAAACUAUACAUAAAAAACUAAAUAUCAUAAAUAGACAGC